Messenger RNA from Adineta ricciae, 4941 nucleotides. Lineage: Eukaryota; Metazoa; Rotifera; Eurotatoria; Adinetida; Adinetidae. The record is from the annotation of a GenBank genome assembly.
AUGUCUCAUAUUCUAAUAGACUGGCUCAAUAACGAUGUUCAAUUAUCACAAAAAAUCGACUCCAGUCAGACUCUUGCUGGUGAUUUUGCUACAGGCUAUCUUAUCGGUGAAAUUCUGUCAAAAUAUGGUCUUCAAGAGGAUUUCCCUCAGUUUAGUACUGGCAACAAUCCGCAAUCUCAAUUGAACAAUUUCACGCGAAUAGAACGUACACUCCAUCUUCUCGGAAUUGCCUUUAAUACGAAUGAUGCUCGGAAAGUAAUGACCAUGGAGAAGGGAGCCAUUCAGCAACUUCUCUAUUCACUCUACUCAGCUCUAAAUCGAAAAAAGAAACGAAAUUUAACUGGAACAGCAAUGGAAACAAUGACAGCACCAGCCACGAAGUUCCUAGGACAAGUCGAAUCGCAGCAAUAUGAAGAUUUAAUCAAAAAACGAACAGCUCGUCAAUGCGAUCUUAGUUUAGGAGAAGUAGUCAAUAAAUACGAACGAUAUAGAGAACGUCAAGGUGAAAUUAUCAAUAAACAAAAAAAUGCUGCCGAAGAAGAAAAACGACAAGAAUAUGAAUCUAAACGACAAUACCUUCUCAAUCGUUCGAAAGAAAAACGAGUGAAAGAUGCUGAAAUUACAGCUAGAAUCAAAUCACAGCAACAAGAUCUUGGAUAUGAGCUCGAAAUCGAGCCAAUGCCAGCAAGUGUGGUGGUGAUUCCUAAGACACCGCCGUUGUUUACUAAACAGGCGUUGGAGAAAAAACGAAAGUUGAGAAAAGAAAUCGAAAUGCAGGAUACUAUGAACGAAAUUCGUCGAUUCGAAAAACGUGUUUUACAACAUUCGGAAUACGAUGAUGACGAAGGUUUCGAUGAAAACAGCACUGGAGAUUCAAUGAAUGUUUCUGACAUGGAGAUAUCUUCACCUUAUGAACAAGAUACGAAAGAGUCUCUAAUCAAAGUUGGCGCGACAGGUUCACAAGAAUUAGUUUCAUACUCGAAACAACUACAAACGGGUCAAGUCGAUCCAUAUAUUCUGGAAAUUCGACGACGUCUACAGGAAGAUGUUCACGCUCGACGUGAACGAGAAAAGCGACGUCGAAAAGUUUUAGUUGAUCAACUUCGUGCACUUGAAGCUAUUGAGGAUUCCAAACGUGAAGAAUCACUUGUUAGUCAUCUACUUCGUCAGUCUCAGUUCGAGCGACGUCUGGCAGUUGAAUUACUACAAACUCGUCAUGAAAAAGAUGUUCUUCGUCAAAAUCGUAUUGCUUACGAGAAGCAAUUAGAAAUCCGUCGACGACAAGACUUUAUUGAAGCUAUGGACCGUGAAGCGGAAUUGGCACGUUUGGCUCGACUUGAAUAUGCUGAACAAAUACAAAAAGAUAAAGAAUUACAUGAUAUUCUACAGGCGGAAAAAGCUCAAACGAUACACAAGGACAAUGUCGAUUUCUGUACACAUGUCACUUGGCAAUUAGUUGACUUUGCAUUGAAAGUAGGCGAGUAUCGCGAAUUAACCGAAAAUUUGAUCCCUCCGAAAGUCUGGCGCGAAUGGAACGCUCUAUUUAUUGGUGACCGACCAUUAUUCGACGAUGAACAACGCUUCACUGAAGAACAACUCGCAGAAAUCGAACGACAAAAUGAGAAACUGCAUGCUCAAACUGUUUUACAAGAAGAAAGUCUGAAAAUUUUAGAUGAAGGUGACUUCAACGAAUAUCGAAACAUGAUUGGCGAGUGGGAACCACCAGCGGGUAGUCAAAGUGCAAUAAUUAUUACACAUGUACCACCAUUCGAUAAUCCAAUUUUCGGUUAUAUUAUCAAUCGAUUGUAUCAACUCGUACAUCCACCACCGGAGAAACUUCCCUUACCACUAUUUCCAGCAUUUGGAUUGAAGAUUCUUGUCUUAGGAAAGUCAUUUUCAGGCAAAUCUACUGCAUUGAGACGCUAUGGUGAAGAAACUGGCGUGACAAUUAUCAACGUUGAACAGCUAUUUCAUGAAGCACUAGAGGCAUUUAACAACAACGAAAUGAAUGACGAUGAUGAAGAUAAUACGGAAAUGGAUGCUUCAAUGAAGAUUGAUCAUGAGAAUGUACUGGUCUCCACAGGAAAUACAUCCUUGGAACACGCAGAUACAACAACGAAUGAACAUCCAGCAGCACCUCCUCCAACAUUGAAUGAUCUUACCGAUUCUACACACACAAAAGUCUUUAGCCAUCCACAGGAAAAACCAAGCAAGUUGAGUGAUCGCGCGAGACUCGGUGCAAUGAUACAUCGAUCGAUGAAAUCCGGCGAAGCACUUAGUGAUCAAAUGGCUGUACAAUUAAUUCUCGAACGUCUUCGACGAGUUCCAGAAGGUGAAGGAUGGAUCAUUGAUGGAUUUCCGACGACAUAUGAUCAAGUAAAACUACUGGAAAAUGCCUUAUCUAAUUAUCAAGAAGAAAAGCCAAAAGAAUUCGACCCACUCUUAGCGCCGAAUCCACGUCCACCACCGCCACCUGAGCCAUACAAGUCUGCGAUUGAUCUCGUCGUUCUCUUCCAUGUAUCGAACAAUAUUGUCAUUCGACGUGCAGCUGGACGAUCGUUUGCACCAUUGGCGAAUCAAGAAUAUCAUGAACAGUACAAUCCACCACCGGGUGGUUCAGCAACUGGAUUCAAUGGACAAGAACAGGUGUUCCCAACAAAAGAUACUGCUAAUGAUAUGGAACAAUUGCAACAUCGUAUAACACAAUUUCAAGAAUCGUAUCCUCGAAUAGAAAAAUUCUAUUCACAAUACUCGAAAGUUGCUGUUGUUGAUGAAACAAAAGUCGAUCCACCAUUGGAUGAAGAACAACUGUACCAUGAAUUCACUCGAGCAAUCGAAAACCAUAUAGAUGAAGAGCAAGAGAAAGUCAGAAAAGCAGAAGAAGAUACACGACGUGCGGAAGAAGAACGUUUAAUUCGCGAACAAGAAGAACUUGAAGCGAAACGAAAAGCAGAAGAAGAAGAAGCGAUCAAAGCAGAACAAGCCGCAGAAGCCGCGGCCGCUGCUGCUGCUGAACGUGCUGCUCGUGAAGCUGCUGAAGCCGAAGCAGCCAAGAAAGGUAAAAAGGGUGCCAAGAAGGCUCAAUCGCCUGCAGCUAGUGCAAAGAAAGGUGGAAAAGGCAAAAAAGGAGAAGAGCCACCACCAGUUGUGGAAGCACCACCACCUGUACCACAAGGUCCACCUCCGCCGAAACCUGGCACUGAAGAAUGGAUCUAUGUCCAGGAAUCGAUUGAUCCUGAAAUUGCUGCUAUUCUAUCAAAUUACUAUGGUGCUGUGGAAAUAAAUUAUAUCGAUUCUUGUAAAAUUGUCUUUCGAAAUAUUCGUUUCGAACGUUCCUAUUUGAUCGAUCACUUCUACGAUGUGAAAGCGAACUUUAAAGUAUUUCUUAACCGACCAGAUACGAAACAAGAAUAUGUCGACGUGUUCGUUAAAGAAUUCAACGCUUUACCAGAAGAUGCUCGUGAUGAUGAUGAAUUCAAACAAGAACUUCAUCAACGAGUGGAAGAUUUGAGCGACACAUUGCAUGACAUUGCUACACAACGCAAAGACGAAGCAGAAAAAGAACGUGAUGGUAUCAUAAACGAUGGAUGGGUUGUUGAUCAUCUUGGUCUACUUACAAAUCAUUAUAUCACAUUGAUGCAAAGUGAAAUCGAUCGAUAUCAGGAUGCUCUGCGUAUGCUUCGCGAUUAUUAUAAAUCGAUGCAACAACCAAUACCUGACGAAAUGAAACAAGAAUAUGCUCGAUUACCUUUGUUUGAGCUGAUGGAUGCAGAACAACGACCGCCUUCAGUCGCAGAAAGCCUUGUUGAUUACGAUGCAACAAAGACACCUGCUUCGCCUGGUGGAAAUGCUGAUGAUGCCGGAUCUCAAGCUGAUACGCCGAAAAAAGGCAAACGAACUGCAUCAGCCAGUAAGAAUAGUAAACGAACACCUUCACCACCAAAAUCACCCAAAGGUGGAAAGAAAGGAGCAGGUAAAAAGGAAAAAGAACCGCAGCAGUCGGUGGAAUCAACUGUACAAGCAUCUCAACAAGAUCCUUCUUCGAAAAGCCUCAAACCAAAAUUACCGUUGGUACCGCGACGGCCUCUAACAGCGUUUGAACCACCCGAACCAAAGAAACGUCCAAAUCAAGCUGCCGCAGCUAAAAAGAAAUUAGAAGAAGCCAAUACUGGUGAACCUUCGCCUGCGCCACCGGAAGAUAUGGAUGAACGGUUGAUCUUUGAUGCACAUCGUUUAGCUAAUCAAUAUGUUAAUGAGAUGCAAACCAGUGAACAAGCAAGUAUUGAUAUCGAUCCGACAGCCGCGGCCACUGCAGCAGCGGCAGCAGUUGCUCCCGGUGGUAAAGAUGCCAAAGGAGGCAAAGACGCGAAGGGUGGUAAAGAUGCUAAAGGUGGAAAAGGUUCUGCGGGAAAGAGUGGUAAAAAAGGAAAGAAGACAGAAGAAGCUCCUGUCGAACAAGUUGUAGUGUUGACUCCUGAACAGUUAGUGAAACAACAAUUAAAAGCGAAAAUAAAAGAGGAAUAUCUAGCUGCUAUUGCACAUGAAGUACGAAUUUGUCAAGAACGUUUGAUACUUAUUCGGGAUAUUGCUACUCGAGCGGUUGUUGGAUUGAAAAGUAAAGCUGAUGAGACAUACACACGCAUGUACGAAUGGCUUGGCGAAAAAUAUAAACAAGAAACGGAAAGUAUCGAAAAUAUGGCGAAAAUUAUCCGCUAUGCUAUCGAAUCAAAAGAAAAGAUUGAACAACAACUUGUUCUCGAUCGAUAUUCAUUCUUCAUUGCCGAGGAUGUUGUUGUUGCUCCACCACCAAUACCUCCACCGCGACCGUCACCUUUGGAACAACCNCUGGUACAAUCCGUGUACCUGGUGUAUGUCAAUAUGCACACAAGUUGGCUUUUCUUGCUGCUCAAAGUCUGCAUGCUCAACCUCAUGAAAGUCUAG